AUGGCGUUCAGCUUCAGGGAGCUCUUCUUUGGGGGCACGACGUUCUGCUGUUGCUUGAGAGUACGGUUGGGGGUGAUGAUCAUGUCCGUGCUAGGCAUGCUCUUCGCAGGGAUACUGUCAAUUUUGUUGUGGUUUGAAGUGUCCACUGCGCUUAAUUUGACGAGCAAGGAAAAGGCUGCACUUGUUAUCGCUGGGCUGGUUGAAACUCUAUUGUUUGUUGCCUCAAUGCUUGGAUUUGUAGGCGCCGUUGUGCGCAAACAACUUUUUGUGCAAAUCUACGCCUAUUUUAUCUACGUGCAUUUUGUGCUCAACCUCGGCGUUGCGGCAUUUCUGCUCUAUACGCUGGUUCAUGUGUCGACUACGGACCAAAACAAGGCGUGUCAGCUGGCGAUACAGAAUGCCGACGCGCAAAACCAGUGCACGAAUCUGUUUAGGGUGGGCCUCGGAGUAUAUGGCGCUGUUGCUGCGGGAGUGUUAUUGGCUGAGAUGUAUGGAGCGAUUAUCGUGGCGCGCUAUGUCAACCAGAUCCAGCGCGAGAAACGGAAUACUCGGGCCUCUCGCAUCAGCAGAAUGAGUGCUCGGGCGAGUGCUCGUUAUUCGAGUAUAAAAGACGCGUCUGAGCAUGACAGCAUUCCACUUCAUGCUACUAACACACCACACGCUGAAGAUUUUGACCCUUAUGACGACAAUGUUGAGGGACCAGACUUCAGACGAACGUCGCUUUCGACCUAUCCAGCUUACGAAGACCCUCAUGCUGCUGCAUCUCCCAAUGUCAAGGCCAAGGACCAUAAUUCAAAGGCGGAGCCAUAG
This is a messenger RNA of Mycena indigotica, 810 nucleotides long. Its product is annotated as DUF1746 domain-containing protein. The coding region runs from base 1 to 810 and encodes 269 amino acids. The record is from RefSeq and is a predicted model, not a curated record. NCBI's taxonomy places the organism in Eukaryota, Fungi, Basidiomycota, Agaricomycetes, Agaricales, Mycenaceae. The transcript has 5 exons.